ACACGAUGAAUCAAAAAGCGUUUUUCUUUGUCUAAAAAACUUAGUCAAUAUUUGGCAGUAAGAGUGAGUGCACGCGUUCACGUUGUCGUUCAAGCGAUUUGUUUAAAAAAUGCCGAAAAAACUAAAAGUUGUUGUAAAGUCUCUAUAUUCCCAUGAAAUUCGUAAAGAUGUGAGCCUGGAAAGUCUAAAAUCACUAAAACUCGAGGACGCUUGGCCAUUUAUCAGGGAUGAAAUCGAAAUUGAAAUUGGGAGUAACCAGUUGGUCUGUAUCCCGCAUAUAACCGAAGCAGAGCUGUAUAAAGUCACGUCUCUAUUUGUACCAAAUGAAAAAGAAACGAACGGUAAAAUGUUCACACCGCUUGGCGAACUUAAGAAGAAUAUAAACAGGGAGAAAUCCGACCCGGAAUACGUUGACCUGCUGGAACAAGGUGAUUUUCUGGAUCAAGAUUUUAAAUUCCCUCAUGAAAGCGUAAAGAUAACAUUACAAGAUGAAGCAAUAAAAAACAAAGUGAGAGUGAUCAUGGUGAAUUUCUCCCAAUCGAGAAUCCCGAAAGACAAGGAUUUCGUAAACAAGAUUUUCUUGGAUGUGAAGAAUAAUAAAGCUCUGGAAGGCAAGAGAUCUGUUUACAUGAUCACAAGUGUGUUGAUGGCAAAAACCAUUGAGUUCAGAGUGACCCGUGGAACAUCCUCAAGGAUCUUCCAUCUUGGCAAUGCUUCUCCACUGGUCUUUCGUUUAGAAGAAUUUCUAAUAGGGGACGAUGGAAAAUUAAUUGCAAAGGAACCGGUAACAAUCAAAUCGAAGUUCAUGCACUGGCAGAAAUUGCACCCCUCAGAUCACCUCUACAUCCCUGAGAGUCAAGAAACUGCCUGCGCACACUAGAGAGUUUAUCUUCAGGUUAAUAAAAUCAUUGUUAGUGUAGAAGCAAAACCUUUACAUGGUUCAUUUCGUAAGCGAUUCGUUAUUUGAAAGCUUAUUUAGUA
Messenger RNA from Maniola jurtina (meadow brown), 981 nucleotides. RefSeq lists its product as uncharacterized. Lineage: Eukaryota; Metazoa; Arthropoda; Insecta; Lepidoptera; Nymphalidae. The record is from RefSeq and is a predicted model, not a curated record. The transcript is spliced from 4 exons. The coding region runs from base 110 to 880 and encodes 256 amino acids.